Messenger RNA from Moneuplotes crassus, 1284 nucleotides. Lineage: Eukaryota; Ciliophora; Spirotrichea; Euplotida; Euplotidae. The record is from the annotation of a GenBank genome assembly.
AUGAUUGAUAUUAAUCUCUUAUGAGAGGACUGGUGGGAGAUCACCCAAGAAGAGACAAUGCUUAUGAACCUUGGAGAAGUAUUCAAGGAGCCAAAGUAUAAGGAGAUUAUUAAGAUAGCUACACUUUCAGAGUGUGUCACAGUUUCCAUUGUUUAUGUAAUAAGUCUACAUCUUGAGACCCCACCUUCGAUAAUCUUAACGAUCUUGAAAAAUAUGCUGUUUUAUAUCCAUCAAAACUUUCUAGUACAGAUUAAGCUGAUUCUUUCAAGGUUGCCGCAAGAAAGUAGAGAUAAUGUAUGGGCUCAUUCUCUACAAAACAUGGUAGAUAGCAAGGGUUUAAAGACUAAGAAGAAGCCAGAGUUAUUUGCUCUCCUUAACCACAACAACACACAACUGGUUGCCUUCAUACAGAAAAUAUGAGACGGGAGAUUGACUUUGCAGCAAUUGGCUAUAGCCAAGAAUUUAUCAGAGAGCCAGAUGAUGGAAAGCGAACAAUUUAGUAUAAACUUCUUUUUAUCCCCUUUGGCACAGACCUUCCUGAUCCUCUCUGAAGAAAUCGUUAUGAAAUCAGAUCUCUUCAGUGUUGAAUCAGCUAGAGAAGAUCUUAUUAAUACUCUUGAAGGGUUCAACUCAGCUAUGGUACUCAAAAGAGAGCAAGGGGAUAUUCAUGAUAUGUAUAAGAUUGGAGGCACUGCCUUUGGAGAUAAUGAAGAGCUUCAGGUAGUUGAUCCUCCCUAUCUUCCUCCUCUUACUGAGAAGCAACAAGCUAAUACUUAUACGUUAGUGCUCGACCUUGAUGAGACUCUUGCUCAUUAUUUUGAGGUUGGCCAAGAAGGAAGAUUUUUGACAAGGCCUGGGUGUCAAAACUUUUUGAAAACUAUGAGCAAAUACUUUGAAAUAGUAAUCUUCACAGCAGCAAUACAGGACUAUGCAGAUUGGGCAAUUGACCAAUUUGACUCUGAAGGAUAUAUAAAGUAUAGGCUUUACAGACAACAUGCUCUUCGAUGUGGCUCUGUAUAUAUUAAAGAUCUUUCCAGGCUUGGAAGAGACCUUCGGAAAACAAUUAUAGUUGACAACGUCCCUGAAAAUUUUCAACUCCAACAAGACAACGGUAUUUUCAUUACAUCCUGGUUUGAUGACGUAACAGACACUGCUCUCACAGAACUAUGCACAAUUCUCAAAGAUAUCGGCAGUCAUAAGGGUAGAGACCUUCGUGAAGAGCUCAGAAAAUACAGGGACCUUCAAUCCUGCAACUCAGAAGCCAGUGAGUACCAAGAAGACUAA